GUAGGGAGGGGGUAGCUGUGUGUGUGUGUGUGACUGUGUGAGUGUAGUAGUAGUAGUAGAGAAGCUCGGUACACACACAAUCUUUGAUCAGUUGUAGAUCAAAAUGAUGUCUCUGGCGAGUCUUUUGCCUGCGCCGUCGCAGCCGGUGUGGGACAGAGAUGACGCCAGGGCCAAGGCACCCCCUUCCUCUGCUGCUGGAGCCCUUAUGUCGGCUCAAUGGACUGCUCCUCCCUACGGUCAGCGAAGAGGUUGGAUUCCUCGCACAGAACAGGAUUAUGGAGAUGGAGGUGCAUUUCCGGAGAUUACCGUUGCUCAGUAUCCUCUCAAUAUGGGGCGUGAAGGAAAGGAGAGCACUUCUAACGCCCUGGCUGUUCAAUUGGAUGCAACAGGAAAAAUUAAAUAUGAUGUUCUUGCAAGACAGGGUCAUUCUAAAGAUAAGAUCAUUUAUUCUAAACUGUCAGACUUGCUGCCAGCAGAGGUAAUGGCUGAAGAUGAUCCAGCACUUGAAAGGCCUGAUGCUGAAGAACUAGAAGAAAUUACUGAUCGAACGCGUCAGGCUCUGGAAAGACUGACACAAACCAAAAUUGCUGCUGCCAUGCCUGUGAGGUGUGCUGAAAAAACUGCACCGGCCCAAUAUAUUCGUUAUACUCCUUCACAACAAGGUACUGCCUUUAACUCAGGGGCCAAGCAAAGAGUAAUCAGAAUGGUGGAAGCUCAGAAAGAUCCUAUUGAACCGCCUAAAUUCAAAAUCAACAAAAAAAUUCCUCGAGGGCCACCGUCACCCCCUGCGCCUGUCAUGCACUCUCCUACCAGAAAAGUUACUGUGAAGGAGCAGAAAGAGUGGAAGAUUCCUCCAUGCAUAUCAAACUGGAAAAACGCCAAGGGUUAUACCAUACCUCUUGAUAAACGUCUAGCAGCUGAUGGAAGAGGUUUGCAACAAGUUCAUAUUAAUGAAAAUUUUGCCAAGUUGGCAGAAUCUCUCUAUAUUGCUGACAGAAAGGCCAGAGAAGCUGUUGAAAUGCGAGCUCAACUGGAAAAGAAACUUGCACAGAAAGAAAAAGAGAAGAAAGAGGAGCACCUUAGAGCAUUGGCUCAGAAAGCUCGUGAAGAACGUGCUGGUAUUCGCACUUCCAAUGCUGUUGACAAAGAUGAAGAAGCAAGAGAGAGAGAUCAACUGCGUGCUGAACGUCACAAGGAAAGGCAACGAGACCGCAAUCUUGCACGUGCUGCUCCUGACAAGAGGUCGAAGCUUCAACGAGAACGUGAACGUGACAUCAGUGAGCAAAUUGCUUUGGGUAUGCCUGCUAAGUCUAUUGCUGGUGGUGAGGCUCAAUUUGAUCAGCGCCUCUUCAAUACCAGCAAAGGAAUGGACUCAGGCUAUGCUGAUGAUGAAGCGUACAAUGUCUAUGAUAAACCAUGGCGUGAAGGGUCAAAUCUUGGACAACAUUUGUACCGCCCCAGCAAAAACGUGGAUAAGGAAGUGUAUGGUGAUGAUUUAGAUACGCUCAUCAAAACAAACCGAUUUGUGCCUGACAAGGAGUUCAGUGGCACAGACCGAAAUGCUACUAGGAGUGGUCCUGUCCAAUUUGAAAAGGAAGAAGAGGAUCCAUUUGGUCUGGAGCGGUUCCUCACAGAAGCGAAGAGGGCUAGUAAACGUCCUAAAGAAGACCGCAGAAAGGAUGAUAGGAAAGACGACAGGAAAGAUGAUAAAGAUAAAAGGCGGAGGAAGGAUUAACAUUCAGAAACAAUGUUGGUUUAUUAAUGUAAGUUUUACCACUGUUGAGUGUGUAUGCUUUUUUUUUUGUACAUAUGGAAUUACUAGUAUCCUUUUACUUUUAGCUGCUAUUUGUAAAUAGUUUUGUUGUACCUCAUUGGAAAUUUGGUUUUCCAGACUAAAUAUAGGGAGGAAUAAAAAAAGAGAACUUUUAUAUGAA
This is a messenger RNA of Thrips palmi, 1934 nucleotides long. RefSeq names its product puff-specific protein Bx42 (gene Bx42). The transcript has 12 exons. The coding region runs from base 104 to 1735 and encodes 543 amino acids. Lineage: Eukaryota; Metazoa; Arthropoda; Insecta; Thysanoptera; Thripidae. Gene Ontology annotation, biological process: mRNA splicing, via spliceosome. The record is from RefSeq and is a predicted model, not a curated record. Gene Ontology annotation, cellular component: spliceosomal complex.